Penaeus indicus is the source of this 2165-nucleotide messenger RNA. RefSeq names its product maspardin-like. The coding region runs from base 157 to 1041 and encodes 294 amino acids. The transcript has 9 exons. The record is from RefSeq and is a predicted model, not a curated record. Lineage: Eukaryota; Metazoa; Arthropoda; Malacostraca; Decapoda; Penaeidae.
UCUGCUUUUUAAAAGAGACCACGGCAACUUCUCCACUUGCCAAAAAACAAAAACAAAACAAAAACAAAAACAAAAACACAUUCGCGUUUCACUGAAGGCUUCGGCCGAGGCUUCAGGAGGCAGGACGGGCGACUGUCAAACUAUCACACCGUUUCAAUGGAUUUUGAGAGCGAUCUUUCACAGUCUACAGAGUACAAAAGUUUCCGCAGCACUGUUCCUCUGAAACAGGUUGUUGUUGAUAAUGAUGGCUUGAAGGUUUGGAAAUUAUACGAUGCAGGACCUAGAGGGGUUCGAUGCCCCCUCAUAUGCCUCCCUCCAGUCAGUGGAACAGCAGACUGCUUCUACAAGCAGAUCCUGCCCCUCACAGCAAGAGGAUACAGAAUCAUCUCAAUUGAGUACCCUAUAUAUUGGACAGUCAAUGAAUGGUGUGAGGGCUUCAAGCGAUUGCUUGAUCUUCUUGAAGUGGAUCGUGCACAUUUGCUAGGGGCUUCGCUAGGGGGGUUCCUGGCACAAAAAUUUACAGAACACACAGCAAAUUGCCCUCGAGUGGCAUCAUUGCUCCUCUGCAAUUCCUUCAUUGACACCAAGAUCUUCAACUAUACUGACUCAGCCCCUGUGUUCUGGAUGCUGCCAGCUACGUUGCUCAAGAAGAUGAUCAUAGGACGUUUUCCAAGGAAACUGAUGGACUCCCAGAUAGCUGAUUCUAUAGACUUCAUGGUUGAGAGACUAGAGAGUCUGAACCAGAGUGAGUUGGCAUCCAGACUUACCCUCAACUGCUCUCCAGCCUAUAUUCAGCCACAGAAGGUUCAGGUGGAAGUAACGAUACUGGAUGUCUUUGAUGAAUCUGCCUUGUCACAAACUGUUAAAGAGGAGGUUUACAAGUGUUAUCCCUCAGCACGUCUAGCACACUUGAAGACUGGUGGAAACUUUCCUUUUUUAGCCAGAGCAGAUGAAGUUAAUAUAUAUAUUCAGGUUCACCUUCGAGCCUAUGAAGGAACUGACAAAAGUGCAACUGAUUCAGGCACUCCAGUGGAACGAUAAAAUGAUCAACAAAAGAUAUAUGACAAAUUCUAUAGGAAACCACUAGUGACAAAAGUACAAGACAUAUCAGAUAUAUCAGUUUCCUAUGUAUUGGAUGUCACUUUUAUUAUAGUUAAUAGUAAGAACAAAUUUCCUAGGAUUUUCUAUUGCUAUAUGUGUAAAGCUGUAUUGUUAUGCGAGUUUUGAUAUUCGUAGUCUUUGUAAACAUUUCAUAGUGAUGUGUUCAUUCCAUAGGAGAAAUAGGGAAUGUUGAUUUUCUUAUUGGAACUAGGAUAAAGAGUAGAGAUAUUUUUUCACCUUGGAUCGGGUAUGGGAUGUGUUAACUGUAGACAAACAUUUUUUAAAUUCUACUUUUGUUAAGGAAUGCUUUAAAACUAUGGGUCAAGCAUUUUGUUGGAGUGCUAACUGUAUCAUUUAUCUGACAGGAAUGGACAACUGGACACAGAAAAUAAAGUUAUGCUUGAUGGCAAAUGUUUCUGUAGGGAUUGUUUUGUAAGAAAACUCAAAGUAGUUUUGAGGUUACUUUUAAGUAAGUCAUGAUGAAUCUUAUGUCAUGAUAUCCACUUUGGAAGUUAGUGUUUGAAGUCAGCUUUAUGUUCUUAAUGAAGGGCUGUGACACCAAUAUAUGCAAAUAUGCCCCAGGGUUUUGGUUAGGAGCUGACAUCUGUUACUAAUCUGCUAGUUGUGGGAAAUAUAUUGAUAUUGAAAGGUUUAGGUUUAAUAGAGAAUAAUGACAGCAUUGUAAAGUGUUUUCUGGUGUUUACAUGUAUCAAACGCAAAAGUUUCUAACAUGGGGCUCAAUAUAUCGAAAUAGCAGUGCAUCAUUCUGUAACAGAGAGGAGAGGAUGUGCAAUAUAUUAAUGGUUAGAUUAUUUUUUGUAUUGAUCUUAGGGUGAUAAAAGUAUGAAUAUUCAGCAGUAAUUCUGCAAUAUGUAAUCCUGUUCCUACUGUUUGCUUAAUAUAUUUUGUUGCUUUUAUUGUAAAUAUUAAUCUUUUGAGUAUAUAUUUGUAUUUCCAGUGCAAAGGAUAGUGCUGGUGAGGUUUUGGUGGUUUAUAUAACAAUAUCUUUGUAUUUUCCUUUAUAUUUUUGUUUCAGUUUCAGAACUUUAAAGUUAUUUGGAUCU